AGUGUUUAAAACAACUUUGCAUCAGAAAAGAGGAACUGAGAAGGUUUGGACUACAAGAACACAUCAUCAAGAUGAAGAUUACUAUAGCAGUGGCCAUUGUCUUGGCUCUUAUGCAAGUUUGGUUAUUGGUGGCUACAGCAGCAGUUUCACCUAAUCCGGGACUGACGUGUAACUCCUGCUGCCAGGGCCCAGCCGGUAUACCGGGAAUCCCCGGAUCUAAUGGGAACCAUGGUCAAGGACUUGUAGGCCCGAGAGGUGAUGCAGGCUCCCCUGGUGAGGUAGGUCAACCCGGGGCUAAAGGAGACAAGGGGUCAGAUGGACUGGAUGGUGAGCCAGGCGCUAAAGGGGAUUAUGGACUGAAGGGAGAUCAAGGACUCGGUCAACCAGGGAAACAAGGACCUCAAGGUCUGCCUGGGAUGAAUGGUCUGAAGGGGGAAAGAGGUGAACCUGGACCAGCUGGACAGACUGGUGAAGCAGGUGAAUGUAGUACGCGACGGUCUGUCUUCACUGCAGUGAGGAAUACCGCCUUCAGCCCUCCAUCCUCUUGGGAUCCUCUGCCCUUUGAAGAGUUAUUGUUUUCAGAGGAAGGGACUGAUUUCAAUUUGAAUAACGGCACGUUUACGUGUAAUGUGCCUGGGGUAUACGUAUUGAUGUUCUCAGUCCAUAAACCAUCAAGUGGGUCUUCCCUACAUGUCCAGCUGAGGAAAAACGGUAGCAUCAUUGUUAAAGGGCGUGUAUACGAUACAGGUCCUCAUCAAGUGAGCAGCAGUGCACUGAUUCCCCUGCACUAUGGAGAUCAAGUUCACUUAGCUGUAGUCGGUCACGUAUAUAGUGACUCUGACCAUUACACGUCUUUUACUGCAUUCCUUCUGUACGAAAUCUAA
Molecule: messenger RNA, 884 nt
Organism: Asterias rubens (European starfish)
Lineage: Eukaryota; Metazoa; Echinodermata; Asteroidea; Forcipulatida; Asteriidae
Product: complement C1q and tumor necrosis factor-related protein 9-like
Exons: 2
Coding region: 72-884 (270 amino acids)
Molecular function (GO): protein binding
Source: RefSeq, a predicted model, not a curated record